AUGUUGUUCCAGGAUUCUUGCUGCGGUGUCGCGUUCAGGUCGUUGGUGACCACCGACGAGAAACUGUUCCAACAGACCAUCCAGUUCUACCACUCGCUAGGGUUUUCCACCAUCAAGGACUACAACAAGUUCAAGCAUGGCGAAAACUCGCUGCUUACCGCGGGCACCUCCGAGGACUCUCUCAUGGAGGUCUGGCUGGAGUCCUUCAAGCUCUCUGAGCUCGACGAGAGCGGUUUCAGAGUGCCCCAGCAGGAGGCCUCCAACAAAGAACAGUCCCAGGGGUCCCUCUUGAAGAUCCGUCUCUCCAUGAGGAAGGACGAAACGCAGGUCAACGGGUCCUUCCAAAUAACUUACUUCUCCACCGAAUUGGACCAAUUGGUUGCAAAGUUCAAGGCGCAGAAAGUCGCGGAAAACGUCUACUCCAUAGUGGACCCGCUUAAUAACACCAUCCAGUUCACAAACUACGCUUCCGCGCUAGACAAAACACCAACAACGGCAGACUUCUUCCAGAAGCCAGCAGAGGACGCCGGUGCCGCCUCCGCGGAAUUGUCCACCUCUUCCUCCGAGGACGCUCUAACCAAGUUGAAGACCUCUCUUGGGUCCCUGCAACCAAAGAAGAAGAUCGCAGUCAUGACCUCGGGGGGGGACUCCCCAGGUAUGUGUGCCGCCGUGCGUGCCGUCGUUAGAACCGGUAUCCACUUCGGCUGCGACGUGUACGCAGUGUACGAAGGGUACGAGGGGCUGCUGCGUGGCGGUGACCUCUUGAAGAAAAUGAGCUGGGAGGACGUCAGAGGAUGGCUAAGCGAGGGUGGUACACUUAUCGGGACCGCGCGUUCCGUCGAGUUCAGACAGCGUGAGGGGAGGAAGAGGGCCGCUGGGAACCUGAUCAGAAGAGGGAUUGACGCAUUGGUCGUCUGCGGUGGUGAUGGGUCCCUGACUGGUGCCGACUUGUUCAGACACGAGUGGCCAUCCCUGGUCGAAGAACUCGUCAAGGACGGGACUUUCACCCAGGAACAGGUCAACCCGUACAGAAACUUGACCAUCGUCGGGUUGGUUGGGUCCAUCGACAACGAUAUGUCAGGGACAGACUCCACCAUCGGUGCAUACUCCGCUUUGGAGAGAAUCUGUGAAAUGGUCGACUACAUCGACGCAACCGCCAAGUCCCACUCAAGAGCCUUCGUCGUAGAGGUCAUGGGCAGACACUGUGGUUGGCUAGCACUGAUGGCCGGUAUCGCCACCGGUGCGGACUACAUCUUCAUCCCGGAGAGAGCCGUCCCCCGUGGGAAAUGGCAAGAGGAAUUGAAACAGGUCUGCCAAAGACACAGAGACAAGGGUAGAAGAAACAACACCAUCAUUGUCGCCGAGGGUGCCCUUGACGACGAGUUGAACCCAGUCACGGCAGAGGAUGUCAAGGACACUUUGGUCGAACUUGGCCUAGACACAAAGGUCACCAUCUUGGGCCACGUCCAGAGAGGUGGUACCGCUGUCGCUCACGACAGAUGGUUGGCCACUUUGCAAGGUGUUGACGCCGUCAAGGCCGUCUUGGAAAACACCCCAGAGACCCCAUCGCCAUUGAUCGGUAUCCUAGAGAACAAGAUCAUCAGAAUGCCCCUUGUUGAAUCGGUCAAGUUGACCAAAUCUGUCGCCGAUGCUAUCGAAAGCAAAAACUUCGACAAAGCUAUCAGUCUGAGAGACACAGAAUUCAUCGAACUUUACGAAAACUUCUUGUCCACCACGGUCCGUGACGACGGUUCUGAGUUGUUGCCAGAAAACGAGAGACUGAACAUCGCCGUCGUCCACGUCGGUGCACCAUCUGCCGCUUUGAACGCUGCCACCAGAGCCGCAACUUUGUACUGUCUGUCCCACGGUCACAAGCCAUUCGCCAUCAUGAACGGGUUCAGUGGUUUGAUCCAAACGGGUAAAGUCAAGGAAUUGAGCUGGAUCGACGUUGAAAACUGGCACAACUUGGGUGGUUCCGAAAUCGGUACCAACAGAUCUGUCGCCGCUGAAGAUAUGGGUACCAUUGCCUACUACCUGCAGAAGUUCAAGAUUGACGGGUUGAUCAUCCUUGGUGGGUUUGAAGGUUUCAAGUCCUUGAAGCAGCUACGUGACAGCAGAAAGGACCAUCCAAUCUUCAACAUCCCAAUGGUCUUGAUCCCAGCAACCAUCUCCAACAACGUCCCAGGUACGGAAUAUUCGCUAGGUGUUGAUACCUGUUUGAAUGCAUUGGUAAACUACACCGAUGACAUCAAGCAGAGUGCCUCCGCCUCCAGAAAGAGAGUUUUUGUCGUUGAAGUGCAAGGUGGCCAUUCCGGUUACAUUGCCUCCUUCACUGGGUUGGUGACCGGUGCCGUGUCUGUUUACACGCCAGAAAGCAAGAUCGACUUGACGUCCAUCAAGGAGGAUUUGACUCUGCUACAGGAGAACUUCCGUCACGAUAAAGGUGAGAACAGAAACGGUAAGAUCUUGAUCAGAAACGAACAGGCAUCGUCCGUGUACAGCACAGACCUGAUCGCCGACAUCAUCUCCGAGCAAAGCAAGGGCAGAUUCGGUGUCAGAACCGCUAUCCCAGGCCAUGCACAACAAGGUGGUGUCCCAUCCUCUAAGGACCGUGUCACCGCCUCGAGAUACGCUGUCAAGUGUUGUAAGUUUAUCGAACAGUGGAACAAGAAGAACACUGCCAAGUGCACGGACGAAGACGCCCACGUCUUGAGAUUCACCUACAAUGCUCAAGGUGAGAAAGUGCCAACUGUCGAGCAUGAGGACGAGUCUGCUAGUGUCAUUUGUGUCAACGGCUCUCAAAUUUCCUACAAGCCAAUUGCCGACUUAUGGGAGAACGAAACUGAUAUUUACUUGAGAAAGGGUCAGGACGUGCAUUGGAGAGAGUUUAACAAGGUUGGUGACAUUCUUUCCGGUAGAUUGAGACUAAGAGCCGAGGUGGCAGCUGGUGAAUGUCAACAAAAUGCUUGA
Messenger RNA from Huiozyma naganishii CBS 8797, 2970 nucleotides. RefSeq names its product 6-phosphofructokinase subunit alpha (gene PFK1). Bases 1 to 2970 code for a protein of 989 amino acids. The record is from RefSeq and is a predicted model, not a curated record. NCBI's taxonomy places the organism in Eukaryota, Fungi, Ascomycota, Saccharomycetes, Saccharomycetales, Saccharomycetaceae. The transcript has a single exon. Gene Ontology annotation, biological process: fructose 6-phosphate metabolic process; fructose 1,6-bisphosphate metabolic process; canonical glycolysis. Gene Ontology annotation, cellular component: mitochondrion; cytoplasm; 6-phosphofructokinase complex. Gene Ontology annotation, molecular function: AMP binding; identical protein binding; 6-phosphofructokinase activity.